CCAUACCACAGCGAUCAAAAUCAAGAACCAACAACCGCGACCGAGAAAUGAUGACUGCGGAGGGAGCCCCAAAGAAAACCGAUGAUUUUUUUUUCAAACUUCUACUCGUCGGAGACGGUGGUGUAGGAAAGUCAUCUAUCUUAUUGAAGUUUGUAGGUGACGUCUUCGAUACCCGGUGCGUAGCAACGUUAGCCGUAGAGGUCAAAAUCAAGACAGUGGAGCUAAAUGGAAAGGAGGUAAAACUACAAAUAUGGGAUACAGCAGGAGGGGAGAAAUUCAGUGGAGUUUCUACUUCCUGUUUCAUACGUACAGCGGGGAUCAUAAUGGUGUACGACAUGACAAACAAGAAAUCAUUUGAGCACAUUACAAGCAAUUGGCUACAGAACGUUCAGGAUAAUACAAAUGAAGACGUUCAAAAGGUGUUGCUUGCAAACAAAUGCGACCUCUACGACCAACGGAUGGUAAGCAAAGAGAAGGGAGAAUCGUUCGCACAAGAAAAUGGCAUGAGGUUUUUUGAGUCAAGUGCAAAGACAAACAUCAAUGUAGAGACAGCUAUCCUGACAUUAGUAGAAGACAUUAUUGAAAAAAAUCCAACGGCCAGCCUAUUACCUAAAUAAGUUGACACCGGCAAAAAAAAGAAAGGAAUAAGGAAAAUAGUAGAUGUUGUUAACCUUUUCUCAUCGUCUUCAUAAUGGUUAAAUAAACAUCAGUGGACUUUAAACAUUAUUUUUCAGCCAGCAUUGACAUCAAAUUUGAUCAGUCACUGCAUCUUGCCAGUUUAUUUUAUGAAUACAAAUACUCUACACCAAGGCUGCAUUAUUAGCAAAGAAUAAAACACAUAGUAGAUAUUUUUGACUUGCAGUACAGUAUUAUCCAAUCAGAAAAAAAAAUACUCACAGAUGAAUUUGCAUAAUCUUCUUUUACUUGGAUUACAGGCAUGUGUGGAUAAUAAACAAUGAGAUGAGGUUAACUUUUUAUUAUAUAAUAAUUCUAGAUUUUUCUUUUGAGUUAACCAGAAAAUACAGUAAAAAAAUAUAAGGAAAAAAUACAAUAAAAAAUAUAAGAAAAAUUUAGAAAUAUAAAAAUACUUACUUUAAUGAUAUUCAAUAAUAUUCGAUAUGUGCAUGUACCAUAAAGAUUGGGAAUAUCAAUGAAGGGAAGAUAAAAUUGCAAGACUGCUCAUAAAGUGAUUUUAGUCUACAGUUUAUAAGAUCAUUGGUUUAUAAGAUCGUUAUUAUUAUUGUUAUUAAUAUUACUACUAUAUAAGACUGAUAUGGUAAACUAUCUAUACGGAUGUAUAUGUAUGUUUGCGUUUAUGUGUAUUGGUGUAGGUGUAUGUGCGUGUAUAUGUAUAUAUAUAUAUAUAGGUGUAUGUGUAUAUAUAAGCAUGUGUGUAUAUGUUUAUGUAUAGUAUAAGUUUAUUUUAUCAAGUGUUUUAUUAAGAAACAUAAUUUCAUGUCCUUAUUUUACCUUAUAAUGUAUUUUAUUAACAAGUCAUGAAAUGUUUUAUAUUUCUGAAUCUUAAUACUUUAUAUAGGUAUAUCCUACAUGUAUUCAAUGACAUUAUAAUAUAUAAUAGGAACCAUAAUCAAUUAUAUUAUGCAAAGUUAUAAUUGUUAAAUUAUAGAAAAAAAUAUCAAGCACUAAUAGGUAAAAAUUUAUCAAAAUAAUAAUUGUUUAUAGAAAUUUCAUGUGAUAGUGUACUUCGUGGUAGACACGUGAAGUUUUUAUUUUUUUUUUUUGCUUUACUUUCAUGUAAAUCCUGAACAUAAUGUUUAUUUGAACCUUAACAAGAGUUAGUGAAAAAAAUGAAAACAAUGAAAAAAGAGAGAAUAAAGGUGGGCUACACCCACGAAAGACAAAAAAAAAAAAUAACCCCCGGUAAAAGGUCUAAAGUGUAAAAAUGUGUUAUCAAAGCUGUGUUCCUUAACAAAAUACAUGCCAUGGUUCCAAGACAGAUAUCCUUUGGUCCACUGCUCCCACCACCACUGUAUAUAAUAUUUUAAAAUAUAUGCUAAUUUGUAUCUAUCAUGUUAUUAUAAAGUAGCUAUUUUUUAAUAUAGAAGAAUCAUAUUGAUAUAUUAAAAUUUAGACAAACGGAGAAAAAAGAUAUUAAAAAUAUUAAGAUGUGUAUUGGGGCUCCAUUUCAAAGGGACCAUAAAGGAUUGGGCCUCUCAACUAAUACAAGAACCACACUAGUGUACAUAGAGACGAUUAGUUGAAAGACGCCAAAAGCUAAGCAAAAAUUCCUGGAUUUAAAUUGCAAAUGCCCUGUAACUCCAUGACAACACUGUAAUACAAUAGUAAUACACUCAAGACAAUUAAAUAGCGGAUGACAUUUGAACUGAAAUUUAAAAUGGUGAACAAAAUGAUAAGGUAUAUUAUGGGUAAUAACAUUUUCAAGAUUGUUUUAAAAAUGUAGUCCUAGCCGAUGCAGGUUAAUUAUUCCAAAUAAAAAAUAUAUUUUGUUGGCCACGAACAACCGACCCAAAAUGUUCGUAAUUGAGAGUCUGUUAGACCUGUUUACUUGGUAUUUGAAAAUAAAUCUCUGUUUUCUAUAAA
Messenger RNA from Anneissia japonica, 2562 nucleotides. Its product is annotated as ras-related protein Rab-10-like. The record is from RefSeq and is a predicted model, not a curated record. NCBI's taxonomy places the organism in Eukaryota, Metazoa, Echinodermata, Crinoidea, Comatulida, Comatulidae. Gene Ontology annotation, biological process: cellular response to insulin stimulus. Gene Ontology annotation, cellular component: recycling endosome; Golgi apparatus; insulin-responsive compartment. The coding region runs from base 48 to 617 and encodes 189 amino acids. Gene Ontology annotation, molecular function: GTP binding; GTPase activity. The transcript has 5 exons.